AUGCGGAGGCGUGAGGGGAAGCCAAGAGGAAAGGGGGGAAAUGUCGGUGUUUAUAUCUUCGAGGUUGGCCUUGCCAGCCGUCCCGCGGACGCCUCGCUGUACGGUAACUAUGUAAGCGCUCAGAACCAGAGACCACAGCGCCAAUCGAAACCAAACAACACGAACACAAAAAAACUGUGGGAGAGGGCCCCAUUUUGGAAACGGACAGAGAAUCCUGAGAUCGCCUCUAGACAACCUUCCAAGGCCACUAAGGGAAGCUUCCAGCAACUCGUCGAUAAGGGUACCUCAGCGGGCAGGAUGGGCGGCAGAGAGACAAACCCGCAGCCGUUGACGGUUCGCAGCAAGGUUGGUUAG
Paracoccidioides brasiliensis Pb18 is the source of this 354-nucleotide messenger RNA. RefSeq lists its product as uncharacterized. The record is from RefSeq and is a predicted model, not a curated record. The transcript is spliced from 2 exons. The coding region runs from base 1 to 354 and encodes 117 amino acids.